Hibiscus syriacus is the source of this 708-nucleotide messenger RNA. Its product is annotated as 40S ribosomal protein S7-like. Gene Ontology annotation, cellular component: cytosolic small ribosomal subunit; ribosome; small-subunit processome. Gene Ontology annotation, biological process: rRNA processing; translation; ribosomal small subunit biogenesis. Gene Ontology annotation, molecular function: structural constituent of ribosome. The transcript has 8 exons. Bases 111 to 686 code for a protein of 191 amino acids. NCBI's taxonomy places the organism in Eukaryota, Viridiplantae, Streptophyta, Magnoliopsida, Malvales, Malvaceae. The record is from RefSeq and is a predicted model, not a curated record.
AAAGCUCAAAUUGGCCCAAAUCCUAGCUCCUCUAUAAUCCGCUGCGGGGAGGAGCUUUUAACCCUUCGCUGUCCGUCGUCACGUCUUCUGAAUAUUUUGAGGUAUCGAAGAUGUAUACAUCAAGGAAGAAGAUCCACAAGGAUAAAGAUGUUGAGCCAACGGAAUUCGAGGAGUCGGUUGCUCAGGCUUUCUUUGAUUUGGAGAACACCAACAAUGAUCUAAAAAGUGACCUCAAAGAUCUCUACAUCAAUUCAGCCAUUCAGAUUGAUGUUUCUGGUAGCCGGAAAGCCGUUGUUAUCCAUGUUCCGUACAGAUUGAGGAAACCUUUUCGCAAGGUUCAAGUUAAUCUUGUGAGGGAGCUUGAAAAGAAGUUCAGCGGCAAGGAUGUGAUUCUUGUUGCUACCCGAAGGAUAUUGAGGCCUCCAAAGAAAGGCUCUGCUGUUCAGAGGCCACGCAGCCGCACAUUAACUGCUGUACAUGAAGCAAUGCUCGAAGAUAUAGUCUUACCAGCCGAGAUUGUCGGCAAGCGUACUCGAUACUGUAUUGAUGGAUCAAAGAUAAUGAAGGUCUAUUUGGACCCAAAGGAACGAAACAACACAGAGUAUAAGCUUGAGACCUUCUCCGCAGUUUACCGGAAGCUUGCCGGAAAAGAUGUUGUGUUUGAGUUCUCUGUUUCAGAGGCAUAGAUAAGUCAUUUUACAAAGUGAU